UUGCCCAGACCGAGUUCAAAGCCUACACAUCCGAGAGAGCAGGGGCGGUGCCCGUCUAAUUUCCUUUCUGACCGAAAGGUCCACCGCCACCGGGACAAACUCCGCCCGCGGCAAACUCGCGAUAGCAGCAGCUUUUGAGCCUCAGCCAUCUUUCCACUACACAUUCCAAACCACAGAAAUGCACUAUCUGUUCAUCAUACUCAUACUAACGGCUCAAUUCAGUCGUGCAGAUGCAACGUCAACACAAGUGCCUGAACACUAUCUAAUUACGGACUACAUAUUAUCUCGUUACAACAAGGGACUCAUUCCAAAACGAUUGCAGAAUGAGUCCAUUAAAGUGACGUUUUCAAUGGAACUCUAUCAAAUUAUCCAAGUGAAUGAACCACAACAGUAUCUGAUGCUGAAUGCAUGGAUAGUUGAGCGUUGGGUGGAUAACUUACUCGGAUGGGACCCAGCAGAAUUUUCGAACGUUACCGAAAUCAUGAUACCAUUCGACAAAAUCUGGAUACCAGAUACCACCCUGUAUAAUUCGCUUGUCAUGGACGAUCAAGACACCCGGCGGCUCCUCAAUGCCAAAUUAACAACUCGCGGGAAGAAUGAGGGUGCAUUAAUAGAGUUACUCUAUCCUACUAUUUAUAAGCUUAGCUGUGUCUUGGAUUUGAGGUUUUUCCCCUUUGAUGUACAAACAUGUAGAUUAACAUUUGGAAGUUGGACAUUUGAUAAUACUUUGAUAGACUAUUUCCCUUAUAAUGCCACUCAUGCUAUCGGUACGGCUAAUUGUAUCGACAACGAAGGAUGGACAGUUUUGACAACGUCAGUGCAUCGUCAAGUUAAUCACUAUGCCUGCUGUCCAAACAACUACACCUUGCUUGAAUUUAAUCUUUCCAUUCAAAGAAAACCGUUGUACUAUGUAAUCAAUCUAAUAACGCCUACUUCAAUCAUCACGCUCAUCUCAAUCAUUGGGUUCUUUAGCUCAUCGUCUAUCAAUGAGUUGAGAGAGGAGAAGAUUACUCUUGGGAUUACUACAUUAUUGUCAAUGUCAAUACUGAUUUUUAUGGUCUCGGAUAAGAUGCCAUCCACGUCUUCAUUCAUCCCUUUGAUCGGCUGGUUCUAUACGAGUAUGAUUUUAUUGAUAUCUUUAUCGACAUUAGCUGCUUCAGUUGUAAUCUAUAUCCAGAAACAAGGAAUUCUCGGUAAGCCACCUUGCAAAAGUACGAUGAGAUGGGCACGAAGGGUUGCUCGUAUAGUACGAAUGGAAAUGCCUUUGCUGAUGAAACAAGCCUAUGCCCUAAAAGCUAGAGAAGAAAAACUCAGAAGAGCGCAGGAAGGUCGAAAGCAGAGCUUAUGGCAACGUGUGUACAAAAUAGCAAGAGAACAAGCACAACAGCGCAAGAUCUCAACUUCUUCAUCUAAGGUUAACGCAGUAAACGGAAAUGGAAUCUCACCAUCACCGGACGUGCAGCGACUUCAACUGCCAAAGAAGAUUUGCACGAUAAAUGACGACGUUACGUGUAUUUCUGAUCCAUGCGAUACAACUGGUCUUGUGGACAUUUCGAAUGCCUCAGAUGAGGAAUCAUCGGCUCCAGAUAUUGAGUAUACACCUCCUCCACCACCUGCAUCAAAGUUUCAAGGAUUGCAGAAAAUGAGCACGUGUGCCUCGCUUGAUAGUAUGAUUCGGAACGUAGAUUUUAUCUCACCACGCACAAUGCAGCGGAAUAUGGCCGAAUUGGAGUAUGAUUGGUUAGCAGCUGUAAUAGAGAGGAUAUUUUUGAUAGCUUUUCUAAUUAUAUUCUUGUUAACUGCAGUGGGUAUUAAUUGCAUUGGCUUACCGUCGAUUCAUGACACGCAGAGACUGAGCGCCAUUGCGCCAUUGCUUACCUUGCAAUCUUUGUGUGCUAUGAAUCGCCGCGUUGUUUGA
This is a messenger RNA of Cylicocyclus nassatus, 1918 nucleotides long. NCBI's taxonomy places the organism in Eukaryota, Metazoa, Nematoda, Chromadorea, Rhabditida, Strongylidae. The record is from the annotation of a GenBank genome assembly.